Molecule: messenger RNA, 1718 nt
Organism: Otolemur garnettii (small-eared galago)
Lineage: Eukaryota; Metazoa; Chordata; Mammalia; Primates; Galagidae
Gene: PRIMPOL
Product: primase and DNA directed polymerase
Exons: 9
Coding region: 294-1262 (322 amino acids)
Biological process (GO): response to UV; error-prone translesion synthesis; replication fork processing
Cellular component (GO): nucleus; mitochondrial matrix
Molecular function (GO): chromatin binding; DNA-directed DNA polymerase activity
Source: RefSeq, a predicted model, not a curated record
AGCAUGUGUGUAAAGCACUUCAAGAGUUAUAUAGUGUUAACUGUUCAGCUGAAGAUGUUUUGAACUUGGAUUCUAGCACUGAUGAAAAAUUUAGCCGCCAUUUAAUAUUUCAGCUCCGAGAUGUGGCAUUUAAAGAUAACAUUCAUGUGGGUAAUUUUGUGAGAAAAAUUUUUCAGCCUGCUUGUCACUUAAUUGCCAGGGAAAAUGACAGUGGGCUUCAGGAGGCGACAGGCCAUGAAUGUCCCCAUGUUUCUGAAGCACCAGUAAAACAAGGAAUUUCCACAGACAGCGACAUGGGAGGGAACUGGCCCUUUAAUCCAGGGAGACUGGAGCGGCUGGGGUCUGCUGAGCAGAGCACUCCUGAUCUUUCAUUUUUAGUUGUGAAGAAUAACAUGGGAGAAAAGCAUCUUUUUGUAGAUCUCGGAGUUUAUACAAGAAAUAGAAAUUUUCGACUCUAUAAAUCAUCAAAAAUAGGAAAGCGUGUGGCUCUGGAGGUUGCUGAAGACAACAGAUUUUUUCCUCUCCAGCCAAAAUGUCUCUCUAAAGAAUAUCAGUAUUUUCUGGCUUCUUUGGUCAGCAAUGUCAGAUUCUCAGAUUCUUUAAAAAUUCUUACAUGUGACAUAUUUCAGGAUAAACGAAAGAGAAUUGAAUAUUCUAAUGGAAUCAGCACUUCCAGCACUUCAGUAGGAACCAUGGAAGGUUUUCAGUGUUCUCCCUAUCCUGAAGUUGAUCAUUUUGUUCUUUCUUUGGUGAAUAAAAACGGCAUUACAGGAGGGAUUCGGCAUUGGAACUACUUUUUCCCAGAAGAAUUAUUGGUGUACGAUAUUUGUAAAUAUCGCUGGUGUGCAAACAUUGGAAGAGCCCACAAGAGCAAUAAUAUCAUGAUUCUGGUUGACCUCAAAAGUGAAGUUUGGUAUCAGAAAUGUCAUGACCCCGUGUGUAAAGCAGAAAACUUCAGAUCUGACUGUUCUCCACUACCUGCUGAAGUGUGUCUCCAGUUUCUCUUCAGAGAGGAAGAGGAGUUUCCAACAGAUGAUGCAGACAACAGUAGGACCAAGACUCCUCAUCAGCAGUCACCUCAUGAGUUGUCAGCAGAUGUGUCUUCUGACACUGGAUGGGACGAUGACACAGAUGAUGUUUGUCUUUUAGAAGCCACUGAGGAUGCUGAAUUAGUUGAUGCUGCAGAGAACAGUCUUCUCAGUUACAGUAGUACAGUGGAUGAAAUUCCUGAUGAACUUAUUAUAGCAGUAUUACAAGAUUAGGUAAUUAACUAUGGACACGUAAAUAACCAGGCUAAUAAUUUACCUGAAGUCUGUGAGGUUUGAGUAAACAGACAAUUAUAUUUAUUGUUAUGCUGUUUGUAUCAAGUUGUAUCACUUUAAUUUUUUUUUAUUUAAGUAAACCAGUUUUACUGAAAAUUAACCUUGGUGUACUUAAAUUCAUUAGGAAUCUUAAUUAAUCAAAAUUAGUUUUUGUUCAUGAAUCGACUUAAUUUUAUAAGUUUAUGUACAGGUUAAAACUCUUCUGUGUGAGGGCUGGGUUGAUGGAUGUCAGCAUUUUAAACUUUGUUACUCAAGACUGACCAGAUUAUUAUGGCCUUUAAAGCCAUGAGACUCUCAGUUUACAGUCAUUUAAUUUGGACAAAUAUAUUAAAUGCUGGUGACUAUGCAAUACUGGUAACCUUACACAGGCACACUUUGGGAGACUGGUCUUCUCAU